Molecule: messenger RNA, 2416 nt
Organism: Melanotaenia boesemani (Boeseman's rainbowfish)
Lineage: Eukaryota; Metazoa; Chordata; Actinopteri; Atheriniformes; Melanotaeniidae
Product: SLAM family member 5-like
Exons: 7
Coding region: 36-1025 (329 amino acids)
Source: RefSeq, a predicted model, not a curated record
UUUGGGUUUGGUUGAGUAUCUGGAUUUUCAGGCAUAUGAAAGAAAGAGAAAUGAGGCUAAGAGUGCUCCUAAUUACAGGGUUUAUCUUCUCUGUAGACACUCCAGUAAAAAAGCAAGACAGAAAGACUGUGAACCUGCAUGUGAAGACAAGCGGACAUCAGUUUAGGAGCCGUGCUCGGACCUUUGGCCCACUUGAUCCAGUUAUAGCCAGUGUCAUCAUCACCAACGAUAAUGGACCCAUUCCUGUGAAUGUUCUGGAAGGAAACAACGUCACCCUGAACUCUGGACUACAGGAACUAGACAAAGACCACAACGUCAUGUGGACACAGGGUCAAGAUUUUUCUGGGGAUCAGAUCGCUCAGUGGAAAGCUUCUAUAGUCACAAUCAGUGAAAGCUACCAAGAUAUUCUGCAGAUGGAUCCAACCACUGGAGACCUCGUCUUCCUCAGAGUCACAAAAAGCCUGACCGGGUUUUAUUGUGUGAAGAUAUUGAAGGGUAGAGAACCUCACGUUCUGAGACAAUACCACUUGGCUGUUUACGAACCGGUUUCCGUUCCAAAGAUCACCACAACACAAACAAACAUCAGAGCAGAGCUAACCAACGAUGGGUUCUGCUACGUCAGCUGUUCUGUGGAGAAUGGACCAGAUGUAAACUUGACUUGGUACCAAGGAGAGAAACAAAUAAGCCAGACAAGCAACAACAACAUCUCCAUCAGUCUCAGCCUCCCAUUGGAGAUUGUCAAGGAGGAAACCUACACCUGUGAGGCAAAUAACCCCGUCAGUACUGAAACCGACUCCAUCAACUCUAAGCAGGAGUGUCCACCUCAUGGAUCAGGUGGGAAUAUUUACGCAGUAAUUGGUGUUGUUGUCGGGAGUGUUGCGUUGGUUGCCUUGAUUGUAUAUCUAAUCCAUCGAUGCAUAAACAAAAGAGGAGGAAUAAAUUGUGUUGAAACGAUUCCGAUGGACUCAGUACAGAACAACAGUGAGGGAAAUGUGGAACCUCUGCUAGACAACAACACUCAAUAGAAAAGGACUUAACCACCAUGCGCCCCCCAGGCUACAUCUCUCAUCCUCACCUAAAGCAACAAAAGAACUAAAGUGUUUUUAAUGUUCUCCGGAUAGAUUUCCACUGUAAAUUCUGGAGAAAUGUGUUUCAUUUCACAAUGCAGUCACAUGUUCAAAAAUGUAGAAUAUACACAGACCAUGAAGACCUGCAACAUAAAGAUAAAAUCUAUUCUGAGACAGAAAGCUAAAAACUUCCAGUUAAAAACCUAAUUACAAGGUAAAAGGUUUGCUUCUAAGUUAAUUAAGUUCCUUUGUACUGGAACCAAACAAAACCAGGUUUAAAUGUCUUGAACAGCCCAGUAAGGGCUCUGGGUAGUUCCAUGGUAAACUUGCUUAUUAUAUUAUAUAUUUUUCAUUUAAAUGAAAUUUUUCUACAACACAGGAAAUAGACAGGAACAUCUGGACAGGCUGCCAGUUCAUCGCAGGGCAACACAGAGACACAAACUACCACUCACACUCACUCCUAGGGAGAGUUUAGAGUCACCAACAGUUAAAUCAACUCAUACAAACAGUAAACUAUAUAAUACAGAGUUGUGUAAAUAAACUGAGACCAAAAAACCUUUUGUGCAUGUAAACACGAUGUAAUGUUAUUUAUUGUAAAUGUAAUGUUUGAUGCAGGUUACUGCAGGUGUGGCUUUAGAUGCAGCCAUCACAGUCUCCGUUAAAGGAAGAUGAUUUUAAGUGGUGUGAAGUUUCAUAUUUGAGUCCCGCCUUUCUGAUCCAGUUUCAUUACAAAUUAAACAAAAUCUCGUUCAUUAUUUAGUUUCAAUUCACAGCAAGACGUUUCAAGACACUUAUAAAGAUUCCGUCCAACAAAAAUCCAUUUAAAUAAAAUGAAUCAGAAACCAUGUAGAUCUGUAUAACUGUGUUAAAUUAUUAACCAAUAAAUAAAACGUUGCUGAGCAAACGAAGUGAACAGAUCACAUUGAUUAUUGUAGAUUAUUAAAGACAUGCAUGAGGCAACACUGGAGAAAAAUAACUUCUGUUUGAGCAGGAGCCUUCUCACAAUUUAUCAUGUUUGUUCACCACAAGAGGUCAGCACACAUACAGAUGCCCGGGAAUGAGAAGGCCACCUCCACACACCCUCCACUGAUGGAGAGGGGGCGUGGGCCCCUCCUGUUAAACUGGAGAGGGUCUGGCUGCAGAGCUCCACUGCAAACAUCUGAAUUUUGAAACUUUAAAAAAAUUCUACAGCAUUUUUGUGAAUUAACAGACAAGCAAAUGUACCAAAAUAUUCUGUUGUUUUUAAAUCUGUUUUGCUGGUUUUAAACUUGUUUUCAAUAAACUAUCAAACAUAAGUGAAAUCUGUGUGACAUUAGAAUGAAAUGUUAAUAUUAUUACCUUUACAGCAG